CUGAAAAAGCGCGGAACAGAGCAUGUAGAUGUGGGAAAGGAGUUUCUUGACCGUGCGCUGGCCAUUCGUUUGAAAAGGCCCGGACCUGAGAAUCUUGAUGUUGCGUUUAGUAACAAUGAUCUGGGUACGGUGUAUGGUGACCUGCAACUGGCAAAAGAGUGUCAUGAUGAUAAUAGUUCACUGAUCUUUCGACUGAAUAAGUUCAAAACUGAACAUCUUGAUGCAGCAACUAACUUCAUUAAUUUGGGUUAUGUGGCGUUCAGUCACAAUAAUCUUGCUACUUUCCAUAGUUCCCUUCGUGACCUGCAGCAGGCGAAAUAGUGUUAUGAAUGUGCACUAACCAUUCGUGUGAAAAAGCUCGGACCUGAAAAUGUUGAUGAAGCUACCACUUCCAAUAAUCUGAGUUUUGUCUAUCAUUCCUUUGGUGACUUUCAGCCGGCUAAAGAAUGUUAAAACGGUGCAUUGGCGGGUCGUCUGAGAAAGCUCGGACCUGAUCAUGUUGAUGUGGCGACAACCUAUAAUGAUUAAGGUCUUGUACAUCGCGACCGGGGUGAUUUGCAGGAAGCAGUAGAGCCGUCAUGAUCGUUAUUUGACCAUUCUAACAGAACAACACGGACAGGAAAAUGUUUAAGUGACAACUACCUAUCAUAACCUGGGUUGAACACACCAAGCGAUCGGUGACCUUGAACAAGGAAAAGAGUGCAAUGAACGAGCACUCAACAUUCGUCUCAAAAGAGAGGGUCCUUCGCAAGUUGAUGUCGCAACUAUCUACAACAAACUAGGUAAUUUUCAUCAUGGUAUGUGUGGACUGCAGCAAGCGAAGGACUGUUACGAUAAGGCUUUGAGCAUU
Pocillopora meandrina is the source of this 850-nucleotide messenger RNA. NCBI's taxonomy places the organism in Eukaryota, Metazoa, Cnidaria, Anthozoa, Scleractinia, Pocilloporidae. The record is from the annotation of a GenBank genome assembly.